UGUUCGAUUUCCAAUAUUAUACACUGAUCAAAAGCUGUUGAAACAUGGCAGAGGGAGGUUUAUCAAGAUCUGUUGCAGGAUCUUCGGAUGUAAUUCAUGACAUUUCUUGUACCCCUUGUUCGGAGGAUGCUCGAAACACGGAGGCCGUUAAUUAUUGUGUUAACUGUGAGACUUAUUUCUGCCAGACUUGUGUCGGAUAUCACAAUAAAGUACUUAAAACACAUAACGUUUUGGAUCGGAAUGCUAUGAAAUCGAUUAAACAUGAAUCAAAACAAUCGGAAGCGGAGGCUAGGGACUGUAGUGAACAUCCGGGAAAUGUCAUUCAAAUGUAUUGUGGGAGCCAUGAUGUCGUCUGCUGCACAGUUUGUGUCGCCGUAGAUCACAGGAUCUGCAAGGGCGUGAAUUUCGUCCCGAAGUUGGCGAAAGAAAUCUUGGAAAGUGUAAGGGGACAUACCACUGAAGCAUCACUAGGAGAAACACGGAGGGAGCUUUUGCAGUACAAGUCGAAGAAAUUAAAUGAACUAUACCAGCUUGAGAAGAAGAAAGAGUCUAUUCUAGACACUAUGGUUGAAAUGGAAACGCGAUUAAUUGCUAAAAUACAUACAAUACAUGAAAAGGGAAAAGAAGAUAUAUGUUCAAAGACUAAAGACAUGUCCGACAAAAUCAACAAUGAUAUUGAUUCUUUAAAUGAGUUAUUGAAAAGGAUAGAAAAACGAACAAAGCAUUUUGAACAUUGUCCUUAUGGCAACGAAGCUCAGGUUUUCGUUUUCAUGAAACAAAGUCAGAUGUUGGAAUCUGAUUGUAAAACCAUGCUAGACAAGACAAAAUUUGAUCCUGUUGAUCAUAUUUCAUAUCAACCUAAUGAUCAAAUUGAUGCACUUUUGGAUGAAAUGAAGUCAUUUGGUGAGAUAGCGACGAACGGCUUCCGUCCUUACUCUGCUAACCUGGAAGACGAGUAUGACGUUAGUGUUAAAGAUGACAAAAAUCCAUGUACUGUUUAUGAUAUUUGUAGAGUAGAUAAUGAGUUUAUUAUCAGUGAUCACGAUAAUGAUAAAGUAAAAAAACUCGACAAGAAAUUUGUUGUAACGAAGUGGUGUAAAAUGUCUGGAGCUUGGGGACUCUGUCAAACGGGUUCUAAUGAGUUGGUGGUCACUUUGUGCGAAAUACAGAAAGUACAAUUUUGCAGAAUCGAUAACCUCAUGUGCACAAGAUCUUUUACCUUAGAUCAAUAUUGCCGUGGUAUCAGAUAUACUAACGACACACUCUUCAUUACUGGUGACGGGCCUGAAUCAAACGAACUCAGAACCUAUACGCUGUCAGGAGGUCCGCUAAAAACAUUCAAGAUCGACAGCCAAGGCAAUGACCUAUUUGAUUGUAUAUUUCAUCUAGCAUUUAGUUUAGAUCUCUCUCGCAUAUAUAUAGCUGACACUGGCUUGGGAAUGAUCACUCUGAACGAAGAAGGAAACAAACUGUCUACGGUGUCUGAAGAAAAGUUAGUGGAGGUAUUUGGUGUGAGUACGGGGGAUUGCGGAGAGCUUUUCAUGUGUGGUCGUCACUCGCAUAACGUUUCCCAGACAGACAGAAAUGGCACUCUUGUCAAAGAAAUACUCACACAAUCAGACGGGCUAUCUGAUCCUGUAUCGGUUACGUUUAUUACUGAUUCAAGACGGCUUAUUGUUACUUGCGAAAAAUCAAAUACAAUCAAAGUCUUCAAUUUGACAUAGUCUUACAUUGGCCUUUCCUUAGACUAGUUGCCUAGACUUUCUAUCCGUCGCAUGUACUGCCUGUCCUUGUUUUCGCUUUUUUCUACAUGUGUAUAGGCUUAACACAUUUAUAAUAAAAAGAAAAUAAACACAUGUUGACAAGGAAGGUUUGGUGUUAUAAAUUAUUUUUCAAACCGAAUAACAUUCAUAAAAUAUGACAAUGUUUAAUAAUCAUGAUUAAUCUCAGAAAA
This is a messenger RNA of Mercenaria mercenaria, 1954 nucleotides long. RefSeq lists its product as uncharacterized. The record is from RefSeq and is a predicted model, not a curated record. The transcript is spliced from 2 exons. NCBI's taxonomy places the organism in Eukaryota, Metazoa, Mollusca, Bivalvia, Venerida, Veneridae. Gene Ontology annotation, molecular function: zinc ion binding. Bases 45 to 1724 code for a protein of 559 amino acids.